AUGGCUCAUUUUUUAGAUCAUUCCUACAGUUUGGUACACCAGGACAAUGCGGCAGAUGUACCAACCAUGUCCGAGCUGCGGACGCAGUUGGAGAAGGGCACAGAUGAGUCCAAGGUAGAGACAAUGAAGCGCAUCCUCACCGUCAUGCUGAAUGGGGAUCCAAUGCCUCAACUACUCAUGCAUAUCAUUCGAUUCGUCAUGCCGUCGAAGCACAAGGCUCUCAAGAAGUUACUCUACUUCUACUACGAAAUAUGCCCAAAACUUGACGCCAGUGGGAAAUUGAAGCAAGAGAUGAUCUUGGUCUGCAAUGGCAUUAGAAACGACCUGCAACAUCCCAACGAAUAUAUUCGAGGCAACACUUUACGGUUCUUGUGCAAGUUGCGAGAAACCGAGCUCAUCGAACCCCUCCUCUCCUCUGCUCGCGGUUGUCUCGAGCACCGACAUGCCUAUGUGCGAAAGUCUGCUGUCUUCGCGGUGGCUUCGAUCUUCCAACACUCCGAAAGUCUCAUUCCAGAUGCGCCUGAGCUAAUUGCUACGUUCUUGGAGGGCGAGAGUGACCACACCUGCAAGCGCAAUGCAUUUGCAGCACUCGUCAGCAUUAGCCAUGACAAAGCUUUGGCGUAUCUCAGCAGCGUCUUUGAUGGUAUCCCGAAUGCAGACGAGCUUUUACAAUUGGUUGAGUUGGAGUUCAUCCGCAAGGAUGCAGUUCAGAACUCGCAAAAUAAGGCACGGUAUUUACGGCUUAUCUUCGACCUUCUCGAUGCCGGUGCAAGCACAGUUGUUUAUGAGGCAGCUUCUUCGCUCACCGCUUUGACCAGCAACCCAGUUGCUGUCAAAGCUGCGGCAGCCAAAUUCAUCGAGCUUAGCAUCAAGGAGGCAGACAACAAUGUCAAGCUUAUUGUCCUCGACCGGGUGGAUCAUUUGAGACAGAAAAAUGAAGGUGUUCUGGAUGAUUUGACCAUGGAAAUCCUACGGGUCUUGUCAAGCCCAGAUAUCGAUGUACGGAGGAAGGCUCUUGCCAUUGCAUUGGAGAUGGUGUCUAGCAAGAAUGUUGAGGAAGUCGUGUUAUUGCUGAAAAAAGAACUGACAAAAACGGUCGACCAAGAAUACGAAAAGAAUAACGAAUACCGCCAACUACUGAUCCACUCAAUACAUCAGUGCGCAAUCAAAUUCUCGGAAGUCGCCGAAAGUGUUGUUGGACUUUUGAUGGAUUUUAUUGCGGAUUUCAACAACACCUCGGCUGUCGAUGUUAUUUCAUUCGUCAAGGAAGUGGUAGAGAAAUUCCCUAAGCUUCGCCCCUCCAUUGUUGAACGUUUAGUGUCUACUCUUAGCGAAGUCCGUGCAGGCAAGGUUUACCGUGGAGCGCUGUGGAUUGUGGGAGAAUACUCUCUGGAGGCCAAUGAUAUCAGAGACGCUUGGAAGCGGAUACGAGCAAGUUUGGGUGAAAUUCCAAUUUUGGCUUCAGAGCAACGUCUUUUGGAUGAGGUUGCGGAAGGUCUAGAACCUCGAAAGGAGCCUGAGCAAGUCAAUGGGCACUCCAAGGCUGCGCCUACAGGUUCUAGAAGAGUUCUUGCCGAUGGCACCUAUGCUACCGAAAGUGCUCUCACAAGUCAGUCCGCGGCUGCUGCCAAGUUAGAAGCUGUCAAGGCUGCUCAAAAGCCACCUCUUCGACAACUUAUUCUCGAUGGCGACUACUAUUUGGCCUCGGUUCUCUCCUCUACACUCACAAAACUUGUUAUGCGUCACUCAGAAAUCUCGAAAGACGAGGCUCGUACAAACGCUUUGCGCGCCGAGGCUAUGCUCAUCAUGAUCUCCAUUAUCCGCGUUGGUCAAUCACAAUUCGUCAAAGCUCCCAUUGAUGAAGACUCUGUCGACAGAAUCAUGUCUUGUGUGCGGUCUCUGGCGGAAUUCGCUCAGAACAAGGAUCUCGAGACUGUGUUCUUGGACGAUACACGAAAGGCCUUCCGCGCGAUGGUUCAAGUCGAAGAGAAGAAGCGUGCCGCAAAGGAGGCAAUCGAGAAGGCUAAGACUGCGUUCAAGUUGAUGAUGUGGUCGCCAUCAGACAAUGAGAUCGAGCUUGAUCUUGAGAAAGCAACCGGGGGCGAAUCAACUGUCGAUGAUUUGACAUCGAAAUUAAGCCGUGUUGUUCAACUCACAGGAUUCUCGGAUCCAGUCUACGCGGAGGCAUAUGUUAAAGUUCAUCAGUUCGAUAUUGUCCUCGAUGUACUGCUGGUAAACCAAACCACAGAAACGCUUCAAAAUCUUUCCGUCGAAUUCGCCACGCUAGGCGAUCUAAAGGUUGUGGAGCGACCAACCACGCAAAAUCUUGGACCUCACGACUUCCAAAACGUUCAAUCUACCAUCAAGGUCUCCUCAACAGAUACGGGUGUCAUUUUUGGAAAUGUUGUGUAUGAUGGUGCGAGCUCGACAGAGAACAAUGUGGUUAUCCUUAAUGAUGUUCACGUCGAUAUCAUGGAUUAUAUCCAACCUGCAGUGUGCACCGAAACCCAAUUCCGAACAAUGUGGACCGAAUUCGAGUGGGAGAACAAGGUGAACAUCAACUCAAAGGCCAAGUCAUUACGCGAUUUCCUCACGCAAUUGAUGGCCAGUACAAAUAUGAGCUGUCUGACACCGGAGGCAUCACUGAAGGGCGAUUGUCAAUUUUUGAGUGCGAACUUAUAUGCGCGAAGUGUUUUUGGCGAGGAUGCACUUGCAAACUUGAGCAUCGAGAAAGAGGGAGAGGAUGGGCCAGUGACAGGAUUUGUCCGAAUUCGAAGCAGGUCACAAGGUCUAGCGCUCAGCCUCGGGUCGUUGAAAGGAUUGAACAAGGUUGGAGAAAUCGCUUGA
Molecule: messenger RNA, 2847 nt
Organism: Lachnellula hyalina
Lineage: Eukaryota; Fungi; Ascomycota; Leotiomycetes; Helotiales; Lachnaceae
Gene: sec26
Product: Coatomer subunit beta
Exons: 5
Coding region: 1-2847 (948 amino acids)
Biological process (GO): intracellular protein transport; intra-Golgi vesicle-mediated transport; endoplasmic reticulum to Golgi vesicle-mediated transport
Cellular component (GO): cytoplasm; COPI vesicle coat
Molecular function (GO): structural molecule activity
Source: RefSeq, a predicted model, not a curated record